AGUGCAGGUACAACCCUCAUCGCACUGUGUGGCAGGGAAUGUUUGACAAGGAACUGAAGACUAAAUUUCCAGUUACUUGGAAAUUAGAACACCUAGACGUGCAAGGCCCCACACCUUAGAUUGGGCUCAUCAUCAUGGUAUUAACCAGUAAUCAUGUCUGGCUCAGAACAAAAACCUGAGAAGAAGCAAGUUCGGGUGUGGUGCGAUGGCUGCUACGACAUGGUGCACUUUGGUCACGCCAACUCGUUACGUCAGGCCAAAGCCAUGGGCGACUACCUGAUGGUGGGGGUGCACAGUGACGCCGAGGUCACCGAGCACAAGGGGCCGCCCGUUUUCACCGAGGAGGAACGGUACAAAAUGGUGCGCGCCAUCAAAUGGGUCGACGAGGUAGUGGAAGCCGCUCCUUAUGUUACAACACUGGAGACACUGGACAAGUACGGGUGUGACUUCUGCGUACACGGAGAUGACAUUACGAUGACGGCCGAGGGAGUCGAUACCUACCAUAUCGUCAAGGCGGCCAACCGAUACAAGGAGUGUCAGCGCACGCGGGGUGUCUCCACCACCGACCUGGUCGGGCGGAUGCUGCUCAUGACCCGGACCCACUUCAAGACUGGUAAGGACGAGUACUCUGUUGACCUGCCGCCGGAGCCGUCCCUGGAGCACGGCGCCACGGCACACAGUCCGUGGACGGGCGUCACUCAGUUCCUGCCCACCACGCGGCAGCUGAUCCAGUUCUCAUCCGGACGGGCGCCCAAGCCCGGUGACCGUGUGGUGUACGUGGCCGGCGCGUUUGACCUGUUCCACGUCGGUCACCUGGACUUUCUGGAGAAGGCGGCUGCCGAGGGCGACUUUCUGAUCGUUGGACUCCACACGGACCCCAUUGUGAACCGGUGAGAACUGCUGUCGCCACGCUCCGUGGACUGCUG
Molecule: messenger RNA, 926 nt
Organism: Amphibalanus amphitrite
Lineage: Eukaryota; Metazoa; Arthropoda; Thecostraca; Balanomorpha; Balanidae
Product: ethanolamine-phosphate cytidylyltransferase-like
Exons: 8
Coding region: 154-894 (246 amino acids)
Biological process (GO): phosphatidylethanolamine biosynthetic process
Cellular component (GO): cytoplasm
Molecular function (GO): ethanolamine-phosphate cytidylyltransferase activity
Source: RefSeq, a predicted model, not a curated record